Molecule: messenger RNA, 2463 nt
Organism: Acipenser ruthenus (sterlet)
Lineage: Eukaryota; Metazoa; Chordata; Actinopteri; Acipenseriformes; Acipenseridae
Product: glycogenin-1-like
Exons: 8
Coding region: 134-1180 (348 amino acids)
Cellular component (GO): cytoplasm
Molecular function (GO): glycosyltransferase activity
Source: RefSeq, a predicted model, not a curated record
GAUCACGUGACAGUUCCAGCAUAUAAAAAAGAAACUGCAUUAUAUUACAAACACACUGCUGCGGUUUCCACUCGGCAGUAAUUUGGCUGCGUUUGACUGUUUGCAGUAGCAUUGCUACAGAGAUACAAACACCAUGACAGACCAAGCCUUUGUCACAUUGGCCACAAAUGAUGCCUAUGGGAAGGGAGCACUGGUGCUUGGCACAUCGCUGCGGAACCAUAGAACUUCAAGAAAGCUGGUGAUCAUGGUUUCACCUCAGGUCUCUGAGCCCAUGAGAGCAGUGCUUCAGAAGAUCUUUGAUGAAGUAAGGCUAGUGGACGUAUUGGACAGUGGGGAUUCUGCACACUUGACCCUAAUGCAGAGACCUGAGCUGGGUGUUACAUUAACUAAGCUUCACUGUUGGACUCUAACACACUACUCCAAAUGUGUAUUUAUGGAUGCAGACACAAUGGUUUUGUCAAAUAUUGACGAGCUCUUUGAGCGAGAAGAAUUAUCGGCUGCACCAGACCCCGGCUGGCCAGACUGUUUUAAUUCUGGAUUAUUUGUAUUUCGACCUUCCAAUGAAACCUACAAUCAACUCCUACAGUUUUCUUCAGAAAAAGGAAGCUUCGAUGGUGGAGACCAGGGGAUUUUGAACAGUUUCUUCAGCAACUGGGCAACAACAGACAUACAAAAACAUCUGCCAUUUAUUUACAACCUAAGCAGUGUAGCCAUUUACUCCUACUUACCAGCAUUUAAACAGUAUGGUGCAGAUGCCAAGGUGGUCCACUUCCUGGGAAGAGUUAAGCCAUGGAAUUGCAGAUACGACUCAAAAACAAAGAGUGUGACUGGAGACAGCCAGGAUCUACCCAUGCUUCAUCCAGAAUUCCUGAACAUGUGGUGGGACAUCUUCUCUACGUCCAUGCAGCCUCUGCUUGCAGAACAUGGAGUGGUGAUCCAUUCGGAGCCUGUGUGCCAAUCGCUCUCCAGUUUGGUCUCUACACUGGCAUUCUCUUAUGGCUUCUCUAGUGAGGAUGAAGCUACUGAAGCAGUGUCUCGUAUCCACGUAGGUGCACCCCCACCUCCCCCUCCCAUGUCCUCUGCAGAACGCAAGCAGAAGUGGGAACAGGGACAAGCAGAUUACAUGGGAGCCGACUCAUUCGACAAUAUUCAGAAGAAGCUUGAUGCCUACCUAAAGUGAAGUGUAUUUACUGUUUUCAUAAACUUAGUGAACUUGCAGCUCUCUGGGAAAUGAUUCCAAAACUUAUUAAAUCUACAGAAUUACGGUCCAUAUGCUUCUACUGAUUUUGUUUACAGAGAAUUACUGUAAGUAAAACUGGACAGACUUUGUGUAGUGUGUUUUGGUGGUUGUUUUUUAAACCUGUUUUUCCAGCGUUUGACACCUUUUGACAUGGUUAUAUCAAAUUAAUGCCUUUUUAAACGCUGACUAGAAUGUAUGUUUAAAUGUAACGUGCCCUAGGUCACCUGAAAAGGUAGUUUUUUCACAACUGUUAGCCGUAGCAGGCAGCAAAGAAUUAAUCAACUUGCCAGAAAAUAAGUUUUUUUUGACAAUUCAGUAACUUUGUUAAUUUAUGCACCAGUGACUUUUCUCCCUUUUAUUGGUAACGGUCAACCUGAUCUUUUUUUUUUAUUCAGUAUAAACACAUCGUAUUGGGUAUCUAUUCAACAAAAAGGAAAGUCUUAUCCCCUUAAGCUAGUGGUUCCUCUAGAUCUAAAAUUGUUUCAGAAUAGUACACCUUUUUUCAGAUUUGGUCUUUUUUUUAAAAAUAAAAAAUAAUGAAGUCUUGAAUAUUUGAUCACUUAUACUACAAAAGGGAAUAAGGUGGCUUUUAAUUUAAAUUAAUUGAUUCUGAUCUUCUGGCUGUUUCACACACCUCCAAUUUGGUAACAACUGCCAUGAUGUCUUCAGUAUUAAUGUUAAAUUGGAACUUGCUGUUAAGUCUACUUUGUAAAUAUGUUGCAUGCUUAAGAUGGUUAGACAGACUUGACUAUAUCCAAGUAAAGCAGAUUUGUAGUACAUCCUUGUGGCUUACUAGUGAAUAUGCAAGCCCUGAAGGACAAACUUUCCUGCUGCCUUGGAUUAAUCUAGUUUGUAAAAGACACUUUACUAUUGCACUGACGUAGGGUCAAGUGAGGUAUAGCCAUUGAACAUUUAACUUUGCAGUUCUUACCUUUUGCAAGUCCUGUUUUCAUGCAUUGUUCAAAUGAAUAGUCAGUAUUGCAUGGACCUUUUACACUGCAAAACACUCCAACUUCAAAAUAUGUUUGCUUAAGGCUGUCUCAUGCUACAAAUUUGUCAGGAGUAUUAAGUGUUCACUGAUGUAUCUAUACUGGCACUGAAGCAAAAGCAGUCAUUAUGAAGUUUAUCAAAGUCUGUUGGCUUUACAACUGAACUGCUGCAUGUUUCCUGUACCAUAGCACUUUAUUUGCAAAAUAAAAAAAAACUAGUGCUGUGAAACUAUG